AUGACCAAAGUCAAAGCCCAACUCCCGUUGCUACAUCAAACUUCUUCCUCCACCGAAGCGCGCCGUUUGUUAACCACGACUUCCAGAGAAGAAGCGAGCAAGCUGCCCAGUCCGUACCAAGCGGAUGGGAUAUUCCAGAAAGGGUCUUUCCUCAAAGAGUUUCAAGACCGUUACGAAAAUCUAGAGAAUGCUGAGGUUUCCGAGAGGCUUCUACGGUUUUGGUGGGAAGGGGAAAGGCUAAGGCCGACAUCGGAAUCUGAUACGAAAACGGUGAAUGAAAUUCUUGAGGAAUUUGUGGAGCGUGGAUUCAUCGAGCCUGUUUAUAAGAGAAGCGGGUCCAAGGGUAGCUGCUAUAAGAUGCAUCCCAUUGUUCGUUGUCUCAUCGUUAGGCAUGCUAAGGACGCCAACUUCUUUUAUUACGACUCUAAGGGAUACCCCAACAUGGAGUUUUUCAAAAGCAAAAAGAUAUGCUUGGUGAAAUCUGAAGGACCUUCUUGGUGGUCCAAGGAUGUUCUUGCAUUUACAAAGGCAGGUGAACAGGCACAGGCACAACCACAGGCACAGGCACAACCACAGGCACAGGAACAACCACAGGCACAGCAAGGGAAGGAUAAGAAGCAGGCAGAGGACGAGACGAAGACGAAAAAGAAAAAUAAGCAGAAGCAGAAAUUAGAGGAGCAAGAACGAAAAGAAAAGGACAAGAAGAGAAAAGAGGAUGAGAAGCAAGAACGAAAAGAAAAGGACAAGAGAAAAGAGGAUAAGAACCAAGAACGAAAAGAAAUGGAGAAGAAGAUAAACGAGGAUGAGAACCAAGAACGAAAAUUUCACCAAAGGUAA
Messenger RNA from Gossypium arboreum, 837 nucleotides. RefSeq lists its product as uncharacterized. Lineage: Eukaryota; Viridiplantae; Streptophyta; Magnoliopsida; Malvales; Malvaceae. The coding region runs from base 1 to 837 and encodes 278 amino acids. The record is from RefSeq and is a predicted model, not a curated record. The transcript is spliced from 3 exons.